Molecule: messenger RNA, 5292 nt
Organism: Neoarthrinium moseri
Lineage: Eukaryota; Fungi; Ascomycota; Sordariomycetes; Amphisphaeriales; Apiosporaceae
Exons: 16
Coding region: 1-5292 (1763 amino acids)
Biological process (GO): carbohydrate metabolic process; proteolysis
Molecular function (GO): chitin binding; serine-type endopeptidase activity
Source: RefSeq, a predicted model, not a curated record
AUGCUGUCACAAGGGCGGAGUGUAGCCGUUUGUGCCUUCAUUGGCCUUCUCAUUCUUUGCCUUCCUAUUCUUUUUUCCAACAACCAACUCCAGGGGAAGCAAAGAGCAAACCCACGCGAUAUUUUCCAACGCGAUCUAUCCAGCAGAGAGCAGCUUGAUGAUCCGGCCAUCGAGGUGGUCAAUGGUACAGGCCAAGAUGGCUCCAACCUUCAGCCAGCAACACACUGGUCUAUCUUUUCUUCUUCUCAUUCAACUUCCAACCCUCACGCAUUAGAACGACGCGCCGAUGGUCCCCUCUAUUGUACCAAUGGCCCCUGUAUUGAUGGCAGCUGUUGCGGCAAAAAUGGUAUUUGCGGCUACGGCCCGGAUUUCUGCGGCGACGGAUGUACGUCUCAAUGCAAUGCUACAGCCAUGUGCGGACAGUACAGCGAAAAUGGUGAAAUGCCUUGUGGUAUGAAGCUAUGCUGCUCAGCAACAGGGUGGUGUGGUACUACAGAGGUUUACUGCGGAAAUGCGGAUCCUCUUCAUGGUACCUUGCCCUGCCAAGCUGGAUAUGGCUCCUGUGCUAUCACAGGUCCUCCUUCAUGUGCCUCCGGAAGCGGAUCCAGUUCGAAACGUAAAAUUGGAUACUAUCAGUCUUGGAACCAAAGAGACCGAAAAUGCAACAAGGUCGCACCUAGCCAGCUUAACACGAAAGGCUAUACUCAUUUGUUCUUCUCGUUUGCGUCCAUAGACCCUCAGUCAUUCCGCAUCACACCUGCGCAUCCAGAUGACGUCCAGGGCAUGAAGGACUUCACAGCACUUUCCAAGGGCGGCAACCUUCAGACGUGGAUUGCUGUAGGUGGAUUUGACUUUAGUAACCCAGAAGCUGCCACUCACACUACAUGGAGUGACAUGGUCUCAACCAAGGCCAACAGAGCAGCGUUCAUCAGCUCCGUCAAGGAGUAUAUGGAUACAUAUGGGUUUCAAGGAGUCGACCUCGAUUGGGAAUACCCAGGAGCGCCAGAGAGAGGAGGCAAGAAACUCGCCGAUACGAGGAAUUUGUCUCUCUUGGUUAAAGAAAUGCGCGCAGCGUACGGAACUGCUUAUGGUAUUAGUUUGACUCUUGCUCCUGAUUACUGGUACUUGAGGUGGUUUGAUGCCAAGGCAAUGGAGCGGAACGUUGACUUUUUUGGAUUCAUGGCUUACGAUCUUCACGGCUCCUGGGAUGCGGACGUCAAGACUCUUGGUAGCCUUGUGCGUGGCCAGGCCGAUAUCCGCGAAAUCUCCAAGAACACUUUGCCGCUGUGGUUCGAUGGACUUGACCCAGCCAAACUCAAUUUUGGUCUCGCCAUGUACGGCAGAGGUUACACAUUGGCCGACCCCUCUUGCAACCAGCUCCUAUGUCCGUUCUCAGGUCCCAGCAAGCCAGCGCCAUGCACUUCGUUCGGUGGCGUGAUGUCGCUCGUAGAGAUCAAGAACCUUAUCAAGGAAAAGGGGCUGUCACCACAAUAUCUUGAGGAGUCAAUGAUGAAGCAAAUCACAUGGGAUGAUCAGUGGAUCGGUUACGACGACGAAGAAACCUUCGCAGCCAAGUUGGCAUAUGCUGAUAGUUUGUGCUUCGGCGGCAGCAUGGUUUGGAGCAUCGAUUUCCAAGAGAUUGGGUCAGGCGGUCCCGAUGGUGAAGAACAGGACUACGGAGAAGUUGUCUAUGUCGGCACCGAGGUGUACCAACAGCCCACAGCGCAGUGCUCGCCCCCUUGCGUGAUGGUCUUCCCGCCUAGCACUUUGGACUCACCUACAGCCGUCACACUGCCACCGUAUACAGCGACGCUCGAGGUCGGCACCACGACCACCACCAUCGUGGCUGUACCUACAGCCCAAACGGUAACCGUCACGGUCAUCGACUUCUUCAAUUACUACAUCACCACUUCACAGCAGCCUGGAGAACCUAUUACGUUGCGACCGAGCUUUGAGGCACCGCCGGCUACUGUUGUUGUCACCGGUCAAAAUGGCGAACCUACGUCGAGGACUGUCCUUCCGCCACCCCUUGGAGGCCCAUCAUCGCAAACUCCUGGCGGUACUAACCCUGGUGAUAACCCUGGUGGUGAUGGUGGUGACGAAAUCCCGUUUCCGUUCGAGCCUACGCCCGACCCGAUAGAUGAUGAUAUGGAACCUGUCGAUGUCAGCGAUAUCACCACAGUACCGGCUGACCCUGACAGUACUGAUACAGCGGUGCCGUUCCCCUGGCCGACGGGUGCUGUCAAACCUGUGACGAACCCGGAUGACCCCGUUGAGGAAGGGUCAUCAAGAGUUUCGUGCAAAUCAUGGUUCUUCUUCAUCUGUAUCGCUUGGAUCGACCUGAAUAUCAAUGUCCAAUCCUGGGACAUAAAGUUACCCCCUGGCACAAUUGGGCCUGGACCACCACCAGUUGAGCUUCUUAACCUCCCGUCCGGCUGGCGCGUUGGAUGCUGUUUGCCCCCCUGGCCCAAGAUGACCAUUCUGCCCAAUGGUCAGAUAGCUAGCACACCCCCGGAGCCGGAAGCAUGUGAGCCAACUACAGCCACCCUUACCAUCGAAUCGACCUCAUAUGGAACGACCACCACUCAGGGCACGGUUAGGACUACAUCAACCAAGACGCUCUCGCGUGAGUUCCCCAUAGUGGGUUGCGUCGAGGAUAACACGAUAGCUACGACUGUGACAGCGUGCGAUCGACCAACAGCCCGAGCGGUUGCUCCGGCCGCCGGUGUCCCGGCCAAGGCCACUGGAGUUUCCGCAGCAUCGGAUUUGCUAGUUGGCGGAGCCGCGGAAGGCAGGGAUUUGACCCCGCGGGCUGGCUGUGACCCUCCAGUCCUGGUUGACGCAGUUAUUUUUCUGGAAAAUCCCACCUCUUCCGCCAAUCCUCUUCGCAGAAAAUUGACGACAGACAGCGCGUCCAGUGCACCGGGUGGCCCUAAGCUUGCGAGUUUCAAGGUUAUCGAAGCCCCUUCUGCGGGCGUCGUCGCCUUCUUCUAUCUUGAAAAGGUUCAGAAGAAUUACCUGGAAGAGAGCGGAGGACUUAAGCUUAGAAACUUUUUCCUUAUUGGGUCGAUAGUCAUUAUCACCCCGACAACACCGCCGUCGAGCUGGACACCCAGUAGAUCCGCCGACCAGGAGUCCAUUGAUCAAGGCCCUUCCAACGAAACCGCAUUGUUGCCGAGCGAACAUGGGCUCUGGAAGAGAACCGAGGAUUUUCUCAAAGGUUGGGCACCGUCACAGAUAAGUGUGCCGCCCAGAAAAAUCUGGCUCAAGACAGAAAAUUAUGAUAAGAUUGAUAAGACUUAUCGAUAUCAGAGAGAUUCAUCUGAAUGUGAAGGUCAAUUCGUAUACGUCAUCGAGGAUGGCAUAGACGACAACCAUCCAACUUUGGCUCUAAUCAAUGGGGCUAACCGCAUCGAGAAGCUUGAUGGUCAGGUCUACGGCAACUGGCGCCCAUAUACCAGAGAAACCAUGCUCCACGGGACCAAGGUUGCUUCCAUGAUAGCUGGAGACCAAAAUGGCGUCUGCCCUCAAGGCAAGGUCACCAUCGUCAAGAUGGUAGUCGCCGGGGGUACUCAAAACCGAUGGGACGAAAAGAAAAACAAAUGGGCAGCCAUGUUUCAAAAAUUAGAAUCGCUCGCCCUCGCUGUCGAGGAUAUCAGCGGCAAGAAACGCGGUAACAAAUCCGUUGUAAACAUGUCGUGGAAUGUAUCUCCUAUGCCCGAGGCUGAGGAAUACGAAGAUGUUAUGCGCGCUUUACUUCAGGCGCUGGAUAAACUCAACGUUGUGCUUGUGGCCGCCUCUGGAAACCAACCAAAUACCGACAUCACCGUACAACCGCAGAUGUUUGCGAAUGGCCUACCACAAAAGUUCGUCAAUGACGGCGUCCCAAAUCUCAUCAACGUCGGAGCGUCCGAUAUCAACGGUCGAGCGGGUCUUUUUACGCGGCAGGGUGCUGGGCUUACUGUCUGGGCCCCAGGUCACCUAGUCCAUGCUGCCAAGGCUGAUUACUCGAAUGGUGAACUGGAGACCGCGGCGGGGACUUCAUAUGCUGCACCCAUGGUUGCCGGUCUGGUUGCUUACUAUCGAGCCCUUCCCGGGUAUGGCGAUGGCCUCGACGAUCCGCAGGUCGUGAAGUUACUCGUCCGAAAGAUGAGACGUGGCAUCCAGGCGGGCGUGAAAAAGCAGGACAAAGGCGCCUAUAUAGACAAGAACGGCCGCAAAUUCGGCGCGCUUGUGCCACCGAUCUGGAACGGUCAGCUCAGUAAGGAUGUGUCUUGUCUGCGCCAGCCGAACGCCCCGGGUUGCCCCAGUAUCGACCUGGGUAACCCAACCCCUGUCGGCGAUCUUUGCACGGGCGCCUUCACCAAGAGAGAUGUGAUCGAAGGCCCUCAGGAAACGAACGAGACGCUCAUUAUUCGACAAGAAGACAGCUGUCCCUUUGAACCCGGUGAUGGCUCUGGCAGCGGCCAAGGUCCCACGAAAACGAUCACCUACAACAGUGGCGCUCCGUCACCUACAUGCACAUCAGGAACACGUCAGCGCCUGGGCGUUGGGGCUUUAUUUAUCCCUCUAAAGUUCCUGUUUGGUGUCACUCUCUUCUCAUCGUUUUCUGAUUCCGCCCCCUCCGAGGAGAAAGUUACUAACUCGGGAUACUCUAGUUGUGGCAAGCUCUGUACAGACUUUUGGUGCCGGCCGGGACAGACAGGCCAGCCACCGUUCUUCACCGACCCAGCCAACCAAUCGUCCGGGUUACCAAACCUGCCAACACUGCCCCCAACUGGGGUCACCAGCUGUCCUGCCGGCUCGGCUGCGACGUCGGCUGUUCAAUGCGCCGGAAACAAUGGACACUCGGCUUGUAUCACAAGACAAGUGUGCACCGAGAUCCCCCAGACAACGGCAAAGCCAACGCCGACAAGCACCCCCAAAGAUCCUGGCAUGACCUGCUACCGGGACAACAAUGCAAGCGGCAAGUGGCAGCCGUUCAAGUCGACCGAUGCCAAUGCUCUGUAUUUCCCAACCUGUAACUCGGGCUUGAAGCUCACCACAAACGGCCAGGGCUUCAUCGGUAACAAGAAUGGUCUUCGUAUGUCCUUCAAAUGGGCCGAUGACCAAACUGGAUGCAAGGGUAAGAAGGACUUUGACCUUUAUCAGCCUUGUCACACGGGCUUUUCGUCCAUCGGCGGUCAAUGCGAUGUGGGUCACGGCGAAGACAACAACUACGGAGGCACGUACAGAAUGCAGACCGAUUAUGGCUGUGUCCAGGUCUCCAUGGGCAAGUCCGAUCUAGGUUGA